This is a messenger RNA of Anopheles bellator, 2095 nucleotides long. Its product is annotated as proton-coupled amino acid transporter 2-like. Gene Ontology annotation, biological process: amino acid transmembrane transport. The record is from RefSeq and is a predicted model, not a curated record. Gene Ontology annotation, molecular function: amino acid transmembrane transporter activity. Bases 427 to 1920 code for a protein of 497 amino acids. The transcript has 2 exons. Gene Ontology annotation, cellular component: vacuolar membrane. NCBI's taxonomy places the organism in Eukaryota, Metazoa, Arthropoda, Insecta, Diptera, Culicidae.
UAGAAAACAGAGAUAAGAACAGUGAUGGACUUUGACGUAGUUCGAGAUGAUGCUUAAAUAAGUGGGUUUGACUCGCAGGCGUAGUUCAGUUACAAUAAACCCCAUCAAACGAACGGUAUCAUCGAUCAGCAUUGUCCGUGUUCAGUCAAAGUAGCUAACUGCUGAAACUGUCAGCCAAACAUUGAAUUACCUGAGCUCCAAGCAGCCUCUGACAGACUACGAUCAAAGCCACGGUUUACAUAAAUGCAUAACGCCUACUUUCUGCUGUUUCAUCGGUGCGAUAUAGUCGUCGAAACUGGAUUAUCGUGGCUAGAGAUCCUAGACAAGGGAUAAGUGAAAGUUUCUCACGUACGUUUUGCUACUGCACCUCACCACGCUGUGUGUCCUGUUUUGUAAGCCAUCUGUUAGUUUUUGGAAACGCCGACGAUGGCUCCCAAAAUUCGAGAACCGGACCAGAGGACUCCGUUGUUGCAGGACUGCAACAACAAUGCUGACAACAGAAACCAGCACAACUACAACAAGCAAAACGAUCAACUUGACCACGAAAGCCACCAAAACUACGGCAAAUGUAACGGGGCGCUGAUAGCGAUUGAGGGUGUGCAAGUUCCUCCAUCUUGCUGGACCGGUUCGUGCAUAGACCACCACGAUCCCAUCACCAACCGGAAGCUCGAAAAUCCUUCCACCAACUUUGACACGCUGAUGCACGUGCUGAACGGGAACCUCGGUACGGGCAUCCUCGCCAUGCCGGACGCAUUCAAGAACGCGGGCCUCUACGUUGGCUUCUUCGGCACAUUGGUGAUGGGUGUGAUCUGUACCCACUGUAUGCACCUGCUAGUGCGCUGUUCGCACGAGCUAUGUCGUCGAUACGGUCGGCCCUCACUCUCCUACGCUGACGUAGGAUUUUGCGCCCUCGAUUCAGGCCCCAUCUGGAUGCAGCCAUUAGCUGGCGGAUUUCGACGCCUCAUCAACACGUUCUUAGUUGUGAUGCAGCUUGGACUGUGCUGCGUGUACUUGCUGUUCGUAGCGGUUAAUGUGCGCGAAUUGCUUGCUUAUGCCAACAUCCACGCGACAGUAUUAACAGUGCUGGUAUGGUUACUAGCCCCGCUCGCCCUGUUGAAUCUUGUACGCAGCUUGAAGCUGCUGACGCCGAUGUCCCUGGUUGCGUCGAUAUUUGCAGUGGCCGGCCUGGCAAUUGCCUUUCUUUUCCUACUCCAAGAUCUGCCCCACAGUGCAUCCGUGCCCCCAAUUUCCAGCUGGUCGACACUACCGCUUUACUUCGGCACCGUUAUGUACGCAUUCGAAGGCAUCGGUGUCGUACUGCCGUUGGAGAACAACCUCGCCCGGCCACGCGACUUCAUUGCCUGGAACGGCGUCCUCAACACCGGCAUGACACUCGUCGUUUGCCUCUACUCGGCAGUUGGUUUUUUUGGAUAUUUAAAAUACGGUGAUCAGGCCCAGGGCAGCGUCACGCUCAACUUACCCAACGAUCAUCUGCUAGCACAGCUGGUAAGACUGUUCAUGGCUGUUGCUGUUCUCGCUUCCUAUGCACUCCAGUUCUACGUUCCUAUGACCAUUUUGGCUCCGGUUGUCGCGUGCCACACCGCCCAUCCACGUUGUGCCGAAACUGUGCUAAGACUAGUGACCGUUCUACUGACAUUCGUUCUGGCCGCUAUCAUCCCAAACCUCGGUACUUUCAUCUCACUAGUCGGGGCCGUUUCAACUUCGACCCUAGCCCUCAUUUUUCCACCGCUGAUUGAAUUGGUCACAUCGUGGCCCAACGCUGACCGACCUGGCCACCGGUGGAUUGUUUUGAAGAAUUCCCUGAUAAUCGUAUUCGGCGCGACAGGCUUUUUCUUCGGCACCGUCAAGAGCCUGGCGGUCAUACUCGAGGGGGGCCCCGGUGAGCUAGGUAGUCUAUAAGCCUGUACGGCAAAUCUAGAAAUAUAGUUGGAUAGUACUGCUGUGACGCGGACGUGCGCGGAAGCGCUUUAGCUCUAGUAGCCAUUGAUCAUAGUGUUGAUGAAUCUGAUUCGCAAUAAAACGAUAUUUUCCACAAAUAUUAGCAACGUGCAGUAGAAGAUUACACAAAUUAUUU